Messenger RNA from Humulus lupulus (European hop), 1362 nucleotides. RefSeq names its product glucan endo-1,3-beta-glucosidase, basic isoform-like. NCBI's taxonomy places the organism in Eukaryota, Viridiplantae, Streptophyta, Magnoliopsida, Rosales, Cannabaceae. The record is from RefSeq and is a predicted model, not a curated record. Bases 95 to 1141 code for a protein of 348 amino acids. Gene Ontology annotation, cellular component: plasma membrane; cell wall. The transcript is spliced from 2 exons. Gene Ontology annotation, biological process: carbohydrate metabolic process. Gene Ontology annotation, molecular function: hydrolase activity, hydrolyzing O-glycosyl compounds.
CAUAUAUACUUGUGAAGUAAUAUAUAUUUCUUAAGACCUUUGUGUCAUAUAUAGAAAUUUGAUCAUAUAUAUAUAUAUAUAUAUAUCAGCAUAUAUGGCUCAACACACUGCUGCCAUUGCCAAAGGCCCUUCUUCCAUGCUCCCCACAUUGCUGUUCAUUGGGCUACUUGUUGUGGCAACCAUUGAUAAAACAGGAGCCCAAAUUGGUGUUUGCUACGGAAUGUUAGGCAGUGACUUGCCAUCUAAGCCAGAAGUGAUAGAUCUCUUCAAGCAAAACAACAUUCAAAGAAUGAGAAUUUACGACCCAAACCAAGAAGCCCUCGAAGCCCUGAGAGGCACCAACAUUGAGCUCAUUCUCGGCCUCCCCAACUACGACCAAAUGACCAGCCAAUCAGAAGCUGACGCGUGGGUCCAAAAAUACGUCCAGAGCUACGACAACGUCAAAAUCAAAUACAUCGCCGUGGGGAAUGAAGUCAAACCCGAUCACCAAAACGCUCAGUUCCUCGUCCCUGCCAUGCAGAACAUCCAGAACGCAAUCAACCAGGCCGGUCUCGCCAACCGGAUCAAAGUCUCCACCUCCGUCGACACCGGUUUCCUCGCCGACGGCUCGUUUCCGCCUUCGAAAGGGUCGUUCAGGUCGAACUACAGGGCGCUUUUCGACCCCAUUAUCGAGUUUUUGAACAACAACAGAGCUCCAUUGCUCGUGAACGUGUACCCUUAUUUUAGUUACAGCAGCAACACGGGAGAUAUUCGUUUGGACUAUGCUCUUUUCUCGGCUCCGUCGGAGGUGGUCCGUGAUGAUGGCUCUGGACUUGGGUAUCAGAAUCUUUUCGAUGCGAUCUUGGACACGGUUUACUCGGCACUGGAGAAGAUAGGCGGAGGGUCUUUGGAGGUUGUGGUGUCGGAGAGCGGUUGGCCGACGAGUGGGGGGACGGAGACGACGGUGGAGAAUGCGAAGACUUAUAACAACAACUUGGUUCAGCAUGUGAAGAAUGGGACUCCGAAGAAGCAAGGAAGGCCUAUUGAGACUUACAUAUUUGCUAUGUUUGAUGAGGGCAACAAGGACGGAGCAGCGGUUGAGAGGUUUUGGGGUCUUUUCUCUCCAAACAAGGUCCCAAAGUAUGAAAUGAAUUUCAAUUAGUUAAGGAUUUAUUAAUAUAUAUGCCCAAGUGUGAGGAUAAAUGAUGUCCUUUCAAUAUACAAAAAAAAUAUAUUAAUUUACAAUUUCAGUUUAUGGCAAUAAAGAUGAAUCUAAGUUAUUGGUUUCUUUGUAUUUGUUACAAUUGAGUGUAAAUUGAAGCACUUGUUAUUAACUACUUGCUUCUUAAACUAAUGAAAUAUUAUUAUUUGCUUCUUGUUAAA